This is a messenger RNA of Malus domestica (apple), 903 nucleotides long. RefSeq names its product MADS-box protein SOC1-like. Gene Ontology annotation, cellular component: nucleus. Gene Ontology annotation, molecular function: DNA-binding transcription factor activity, RNA polymerase II-specific; protein dimerization activity; RNA polymerase II cis-regulatory region sequence-specific DNA binding. Lineage: Eukaryota; Viridiplantae; Streptophyta; Magnoliopsida; Rosales; Rosaceae. Gene Ontology annotation, biological process: positive regulation of transcription by RNA polymerase II. The record is from RefSeq and is marked provisional.
GGGGUGGAAGGAAAUUAAUUAAAAAUUAAAUCAUCAAAAAUGGUGAGAGGGAAAACUCAGAUGAGGCGCAUAGAGAACACGACGAGUCGUCAGGUGACAUUCUCAAAGAGGAGAAGUCUGCUAAAGAAGGCCUUUGAGCUCUCAGUUCUUUGCGAUGCUGAGGUUUCCCUCAUCAUCUUCUCUCCCAGAGGAAAACUCUACGAAUUUGCAAGUUCCAGCAUGCAGGGAACCAUAGAGCGUUAUCAGAAGCAUGCGAAAGACAAUCAAACCAACGACAAAUCCAGUUCCAGUGAACAAAAUAUGCAGCAUCUGAAGCAAGAAGCAACUAGCAUGAUGAAGCAGAUAGAGCUUCUUGAAGUAUCAAAACGGAAACUCUUGGGAGAGGGUCUAGGAUCAUGCACUCUUGCAGAAUUACAAGAAAUAGAAGACCAGUUGGAGAAGAGCGUCUACAACGUCCGAGCCCGAAAGAGUCAGGUUUUCAAGGAACAGAUUGAGCAACUGAGAGAAAAGGAAAAACUCCUCACAGCUGAAAAUACAAGACUGGUUGAGAAGUAUGGUAGUUUCAAGAAAACAUUGCACGAGCGAAGAGAAAAGACACCUUACAAUGAAAGUAGUACAAGCUCGGAUGUUGAGACUGAAUUGUUCAUUGGACUGCCGGAAAGUAGGGCGAGGCGCUAGCUUCCAUCCUAGAGAGCCGACAUUAAUAUAACCUAAAAUCCAUGAAUGAGCAGAUAUAUUCUUUCUGUAGUUUCAGAUUGUUUUUUUGUCCUGCAUUAGAUUGUUGCUCCACUAAAUUAACAUUUCAGUGGAGCUCUGGAAGUAAUCACAACUGUAUUGUAAGAGGGAUCAUAUUGUCUUCUUGGAAAUGAUUAUGAUGCAUAUAUAUGGACUGUUUGAUUUUUG